Molecule: messenger RNA, 426 nt
Organism: Spodoptera litura
Lineage: Eukaryota; Metazoa; Arthropoda; Insecta; Lepidoptera; Noctuidae
Source: RefSeq, a predicted model, not a curated record
CUCAUAUGUGUAUAUAAGAGGGUCCUUUUUACUGCCACUUACAUAGUUCUACUAGUACUGACACCAUGAACACUUUUACUUUCUUCGGUCUGCUGGUCUGCGCCAUUUUGGCAAUGGUGAACGCUGCACCUGGACAAAAUGCGCCUGAACCAAUACCGGUUGUAGCAGCUGAUGGCAUCCCCAUAGACGAUGUGCUGGAAGGAGCAGAAUCAAGAGGCUACGGCUACAAUAACGGCGGCCAUGGACACCACGACCACCAUCACCAUCACCACCACGGUCAUUAUGGACAUGGACAUUAGGGUCGAUCACAAACAACAAUGAUGUCCAAAUCAAUAUUGAUGCUUUAAUUUCCUUUUUUUUUCUCUUGCAUUUGUGUAUUUUUAUAAUUUGAAAUUUGAAUUAAACUGAUUAGGUAUUUUUGCAAAA